Molecule: messenger RNA, 537 nt
Organism: Paramecium primaurelia
Lineage: Eukaryota; Ciliophora; Oligohymenophorea; Peniculida; Parameciidae
Source: the annotation of a GenBank genome assembly
AUGCAUAAUUCUUUUUUGAAGAUAGUUGAUAAUACAGUAAUUUUUAUUAUAUAAACUAUCAUUUUUUCUAGAGAUUCUAAUUUUCUAAUCUGUUAAGUGAAUUUGGAUGGUUAUUUAGUAAUCUCUAUUUAAAAAAAAGAAAGAAUACAUCUUUAAAAAUUAGGAGGAAUAAUUAUUUUUUAUUUUUUAAAUGGAUAAUGGAUAUAAUUAAUAGUAUAAAUAUAUAAAAACAAGAAAAUGUUUCAUGUCAAUUCAGAGUAGAUUAUUAUUCAGUAAGAAAUUGAAAUUAAAUUCAAUUUUGAUCUCAUCUUAGAUUUCAAAUCAUUUUUAUUGAAAUUCACCUAUAUUAGCACAGAAUUAUUCUAAAAUAAGAUAUAGGUUGAAAAUUGUAAAGUUAUUAAUAUAAAAAAAUAUAUAUAGAUAAAAAAAUAUAAUAAAUCAUUACUUAAAACCACCUUUCAAUUAAAUAAGAUAAUAUCCAAGGAACAGAAUAUACUGUAAGAUUAAUAAUAGUGGGAAAGUAGUCAGAAGAAUUGA